ACAGGAAUGACCACGCACGAAGACUACAUGGACGCUUCCGUGGUUGAUCAGACACCUACGAACAAUUUUGCCGUCAAAAUUCAGCAUAAAUUGGAAUGGCAUGUGGAAUCUUUCAAGGUUCAGAUUCGUCGCAGCCGUGCUCCCGGCAAAGGAACAGCUUCAACAACAACCCAAACAACCAAAACUAUAUUGCAAAAAGUAGCGGGUUGCGCGGUCAGUGGGGAGCUUACAGCAAUCCUAGGGCCCUCAGGUGCAGGUAAAACAACGCUGCUAGAAUGCAUCUCGCUGCGGAACAGGAAUUUCGAUGGUUGUGUGCAGUAUGACGGGCAGGCCCCCGAGGGGAGGUUCUUCACACUCUCAGCCUUUGUCCACCAGGCAGACAUGCUGUAUGGCUUUCUAACACCCCGAGAGCAUUUGACUUUCCACGCGAUCGCUCGGAUGAGCGGUGGUAGUCGGACAGCUGCGCGGGGACUGCCCGAGCCGGGUGCCUCCCAGACAUCCCGUGGACAAAGCUGGCAGGCAGAGAAAAUGUCUUCAGAAAGCAUGGCGAGACGGGUCGAAGAAGUGAUUGCGACCGUAAAACUGGAGAAAUGUGCCGACACCUUGAUCGGGGGUUCGGACCCCGUGUUUAACGUCAAGGGUAUUUCGGGGGGAGAACGCAAACGGCUGACGAUCGCAACCGAGCUUUUGCAGACGAACGAGAUAAUCUUCCUGGACGAGCCGUCCUCGGGCCUCGAUUCAGUCAUGUCGGAAUCGAUUUUUCAAACCCUCAAGGACUUGACGACCCAAGGCCGGAUCGUCAUCGCCACCGUCCAUUGCCCCUCCUCCAAGACCUACCACCUCUUCUCGAACCUGAUCCUCCUCACCUGCGACGGCCGCCUGGCGUACUCCGGCCCUGCCGCACAGGCCCUGUCGUAUUUCCAGGCCGCGUUGGGAAUUGAAUGUCCGCAGCAUUACAACCCGGCGGAUUUUGUCCUGGAGCUGGUGUCGGCGGAACCGGGGGUGCCCCUCCAAGAAGAACUCCGGCGCAUGGACGCCCUCUCUCUUGCGUACGCGCAGUCGUUCAUGAAAAUUCAGAACCCGCUGCCUGCCGAUGACAAGCACAAGGCCUUGCACGACGUGCGUGGACAAGGUGCGAGCGAUUGGGUUUUCUUCAAGCUGAACUUAUGGCGGGGCGGCUUGCAGCUGGCCCGGGACCGGAUAACGUUGAUCCUUUGGGCCGCCGUGAGUGCCUUGAUAGGUGCGCUGUUUGGGGUCCUGUACUGGCAACUGGCGGCGAGCAAUUGGCGCAACCUGAUGGGCCUGAUCUUUUCGGCCGUGGUGGGGAACGUGUUCACGGGCUGCCUGGGAGUGGUGAUGCGUUUUCCCAUGGAGUGGACCCUGGUAGUCCGAGAGUUUUCCAGCGGCGCGAACGCCGUGGGCCCCUACAUGAUCGCCCGCUUCUUCACCACCUUGCCCCUGUCCUACGGCCCAGUCCUGAUGUCUUCAAUCAUCUAUUGGUGCACCGGCAUGGAUCCCGACGCCGGAACCUACCUGAUCUUCGUCUUGAUCUUCGUCUCCUUCAACUGGUCCUGUUUCUCGCUCGGGCAGUGGAUCUCCUCCUUCUCCGCCAAUCCGCUGGUGGCGAUGACGAUCAUGCCAGGCUUUGUAACCCCCAUGAUCAUGUUCUCCGGCCUCCUGAUCGAGCGCAGCAGUGUGCCCGUCUGGCUGGCCUGGAUCGAAGACGUCUCCGUCGUCAACUAUGCCUUCGAUACCUUGAUGGCCCAACAGAUGCACAUUUUGCCGGGGAACCAGGGAGAAGUGGUGCAACAGUUCAUCCAAUUUAACCCCCGGAAAAUGGGCUGGAAUGUUGGAAUGUUGUGGAUCCUAACUGCAGCCUUCCAAGUGCUCACGUAUGUGAAUCUCAGAGUGCGUCUGAGGGCAUCCCGGUCCGUCAAGUAGGGUGGGGAUAGCAGGUGGAAAAGAAACCGAUCCACCGAGUGGAGGAGCUGAGUGGCGGAGGACAUGCCGGACGAUGCAGGGGGUUUGUCGGUGCAGACAUGGGAGUGCAGGCGAAGAGGGUGGGAAGAGGAAAAGCAGGGACGGGGAACGCAGGCAAUGGCUACCGCCAAUGCGGUUAUCCAUGAGCGUAGGAUGAGGAAUAACGACACGCGAAGAACAAGUUCGAGGACGUUUAUACGGGCAUCGUUAAGAUGGUAAGCGCGUCAGGGACGACUGCGGGUUUGUGAAUAAAUCGAUAGCGGAUCAAGGGUGGUGAUGGUAUCUCCAGGAUGCAGAACCACUGAGGAUGCCUCCAAUUCGUAGAGGUGUGGCGAGGAUCAUCGCAUGAGUACCAUACAUGGAAAAGGACCACUCCGAUUGUGGGAAGACCCUUCAUAACGAGAAGUGUCGGGAGGAUGAUAACGAGUAUCAUGAGGACGAGCAAUGUGCCAAGGACGAUCGUGAGAUUUUCUCAUCGUUGUAUGACGAUAGAUCAUCGAGGAGUGAUAAGAUGGAGUUGGUUGACCUUAAUCGGAGCUGUCUUACAUUUAAAUGUUUCUGGUAGAGUUUGGAAGAAAAGCACGCAUAAGAGAGGACGAAGUGGAAGAACACAGUGAGAUACGUGCCACAGAAGGUGAAUUUUUGACAGGAGUAAAGAAAGGCGUGAAAUGAACUCGUGGCCAUUUUCUAAUUCACAUGCUCCUGUCGUAACCGGUGAGAAAAGACACUGUGGAGAAAGAAAGCGAUAGGAACGAUGAUGCACAACAUACAUUCGUACAAACAAAACGUGGCUUCAAAGAAAGAGAUGAAUCGAUCUCAGA
Messenger RNA from Nannochloropsis gaditana CCMP526, 2801 nucleotides. RefSeq names its product atp-binding cassette. The transcript is spliced from 2 exons. The record is from RefSeq and is a predicted model, not a curated record. Gene Ontology annotation, molecular function: ATP hydrolysis activity; ATP binding; ABC-type transporter activity. The coding region runs from base 7 to 1941 and encodes 644 amino acids. Gene Ontology annotation, cellular component: plasma membrane.